Molecule: messenger RNA, 1044 nt
Organism: Symbiodinium necroappetens
Lineage: Eukaryota; Dinophyceae; Suessiales; Symbiodiniaceae
Source: the annotation of a GenBank genome assembly
AUGGCUCAAGGCAUGGCAGGCCAAGUGUUGGAAGCCUUCGACAAGCUCAGUGAGGCAGACCGGAUGGUGCUCAGUGAGGAAAUGGCACGCACCGGUACAGAGAAUCAAAGCUUCUCAGAGGGUUUCGUACCAUCGUCUGUGAGGGACCUUUUGGCUGGGCCGGCCUUCUUGGUGUACUAUGGUCCGGCAUUCUUGCAGAGGAUGAACACGGACAGCCCCGUUAGACGGUUGGAGAUUUUGGCCGAGAUCUACCGCCGUGCUCGUAAGCUUUGGCCAGCCAGCAGCGAUCAGGCCGGGAACUUUGUGACCCUCCGCAUUGAUGCCAUCACCAUCCAAGGGAAAUGGAGCUCAAGCGACCCGGACCUUCUCUUGCUGAGGAUGUGCAGCAACAAGCAGGCAGUCCUGGAGAGGCGGCCCGGGGAGGACCCAAAGACUGCGAAUGUGAAAGAGGAGAACACUGAGAUCUUGUUUGCCCCUGAUGUGUCCGAUGCUGUCGACAACUACGGCAUCUGCUCGCAACAGGAGAUGAUCCAGCAGGUGAGCCACGAGAUGCUGAGCACGGGACGCUGGUACCGAAAGGUGGCGUUCGCUUUCCUCCGUCCCGCUCAACCAGGAGAGAUCAUCGUCACGAUCGUGGAUGGCAAGGAGGAGACAGUGAACACCGCCGUCGAAGGGGAUUACGUCGUGCAGGCCAACACCCGAUGGAAGGAGAAUUACAUCCUCUCCUACGCGACAACAUCGGCAGCUUACGAUCUGGCAACUCCAUUGGAACUCCCACAUGGCCGCGAAGAUGCGCAGCAAUUGCGCAGGGACGGUUACCGAUGCUACCGAUCCCGUACACGCAUCCGUGCCCUCCGGGCCACGGAGUCGUUCCUACGACAGCAUUGCCCAUCCAAAAAGUUCAUGGCAAAGUGGGGCACGCCAUGCUCCGUGGAAGUCGAUGACAUCAUCGCGGCUCAAGUCAGCCCAAGCUCAGAAGUGACGGAGAUCUACAGGAUCGAAAAGACGGUCUUCAGGGAGACUUUCAUUCCUGAGCAGAGGUGA